AUGAUAUCUCGAGCGGCGGCUCCCUCCCCUUCCUCCCUCUCACACCUGUCUUCCCGCUCCCUCCGCGCCCAGGGGGCGGCCGCCCGCUCUUUCGCAUCCGUGCAGGAGGCACCUCCCGUGCGGCACUAUGGCGGGCUCCAGGACAAGGAUCGGAUCUUCACAAACCUCUACAAUCACCAUGGGGCAGACCUCAAGUCGGCAAUGAAGUAUGGUGAUUGGCACCGGACCAAGGAUAUCAUUCUCAAGGGCGAUGAUUGGGUGAGUGUCCCUCCCAUUGUGGUUAGGAUGUCCAAAAAAGGUCGCAAUUGCUAA
Penicillium lagena is the source of this 312-nucleotide messenger RNA. Its product is annotated as NADH ubiquinone oxidoreductase F subunit. The coding region runs from base 1 to 312 and encodes 103 amino acids. Lineage: Eukaryota; Fungi; Ascomycota; Eurotiomycetes; Eurotiales; Aspergillaceae. The record is from RefSeq and is a predicted model, not a curated record. The transcript has a single exon.